AAGGCGCUAGGCCCUAACCUACUACCUACCGGCUUCUUUAAGGCAUACAGGCGCCCCCUAGCCAAGCUCCUUAUAGUAAUAGUAACUACAAGCCUCUGGCUAGGGCACUUCCCCGUACAGUUUAAAGUAGUAAAGGUAGUAGUACUACAUAAGCCCGGAAAGACCCUCGAGGCCUACAGGCUGAUAUUACUCUUAAACGCGAUAGGUAAAGUAAUCGAGUCAGUAAUUAGCCGGCGUUUUACUAAAGCUAUAGAGUCGUAA
Amorphotheca resinae ATCC 22711 is the source of this 261-nucleotide messenger RNA. RefSeq lists its product as hypothetical. The record is from RefSeq and is a predicted model, not a curated record. NCBI's taxonomy places the organism in Eukaryota, Fungi, Ascomycota, Leotiomycetes, Helotiales, Amorphothecaceae. The annotation marks the transcript as partial. The transcript is spliced from 2 exons.